Messenger RNA from Rhinichthys klamathensis goyatoka, 2206 nucleotides. It is a transcript of the gene egln2, whose product is annotated as egl-9 family hypoxia-inducible factor 2. Bases 422 to 2041 code for a protein of 539 amino acids. Gene Ontology annotation, cellular component: cytoplasm; nucleus. NCBI's taxonomy places the organism in Eukaryota, Metazoa, Chordata, Actinopteri, Cypriniformes, Leuciscidae. Gene Ontology annotation, molecular function: peptidyl-proline 4-dioxygenase activity; L-ascorbic acid binding; ferrous iron binding. Gene Ontology annotation, biological process: peptidyl-proline hydroxylation to 4-hydroxy-L-proline; cellular response to hypoxia. The record is from RefSeq and is a predicted model, not a curated record. The transcript is spliced from 6 exons.
UAAUUUCGCUACCCGCACAGUGUUAAAUCAGAUACGAAGCCUACUUACUCUUUGUUCAGCAAGGGUUGUAUGGGCAGAAAUUGCAGUGUUGUCUGUGAAAACGUUGUUUUUAUUUGUCUAAUCUGAAAUGAGCUUGUGUUGGAUAUGGACGAGAGAACACCGGAAAUUCUUUACAAUCGCGGCUGGUCUAUAGUGACUUUAUCAUAUAGAGAUGCUCAUAACCCCGUGCUCUGGGAAUAAACAGCCAUGGAAACUAGUUAAUGGUCACUUCUGUAUUAAACAACUAAGGAAAGCACCGUAUUCGUGUUGAACUGUGGGAAGUUUAAAACAGCGCCGCUAGGCAGGCAUGAGCAGAGCCGAUUCUGCAGAAAAUGAGGAUUGGACGUGAGCUACGUGAGCAUCCAGGAGUAGACGUCAUGACAUGGAGAGACUGGAAAACACGGACCUUUUAAAUGCACACGGGCGCGAGAGUAUCAGUUCACCGCAAGAGAGAGUCGCCAAUGGCUGUUGUGAGUCUCGCGCUGUAAAUAUAAUGGGUCUUAACGCGACCACUGCGGAGGAACUGCUGGCUGGACAUGCGUCUAGAUCUGGAUCCGGGGUCACGCUUUUGAAGGAGUUAAAGAGUGGGUUGCCUUUAUAUAAUGGUGGUGGAGCGGUGUCCCCUUCACCUACAGCUGAAGGAAGUUAUCAUGACGUCCCUGCGCAGAAGCAAAGCGGGUGUUUACAUCUGAAUGGACUGGUGGAGACCCCCCAUGGGGGCCUCGCUUCUCACAGGGACACACUUUUGAAGGAGUUGAAGAGUGGGUUGCCUUUGUAUAAUGGUGGAGGAGCGGUGUCCCCUUUACCUACAGCUGAAGGAAGUUAUCAUGAUGUCCCUGCGCAGAAGCAAAGCGGGUGUUUACAUCUGAAUGGACUGGUGGAGACCCCCCAUGUGGGCCUCGCUUCUCACGGGGACAGGACUUCAAAAAGACCUUGUGGAGAUGUGCGAUUCAGACAACUCCAGCACCAGAGGAGAAAAGAUGAGGAAAACAGAGACUUCGGGGCCCAUGGUGGUUGUCCCGGAAUGGGGUCCUCGGAAACGCCCAAUGCACCGGACUCUCCUUCACUUGAAUGCAAAAGGAGGAGGUUUGAAAUGGGCCUUAGAACAGACUCAAGUAAAAGCACACAGGCUGUUGCUCCCCUUGCAGCCAAUCACCAACACAAUAACAGCUCCCUGUCAUCCCCCAGUUGGGUCCAUCACAAUGGGCACAAAGCUGUAAUGAACCAUGCGGCCCCGGGGCAGGCUGAGUUUCGAUUGGUGCCACCUGUGGUGGCCCCCAGUGCAGGCUGCUCCCCAGAGCACAUGGCUCAGCAGUACAUAGUUCCCUGUAUGAAGUAUUACGGCAUUUGCGUCAAAGAUGCCUUCCUGAGCGAUCGACUGGGCGGUAGGGUUCUGGAGGAAGUGGAGACACUAAAUCACAGCGGAAAGUUCAGAGGCGGCCAGUUAGUCAGCCAAAAGAGCAUCCCCUCUAAGAACAUCCGUGGGGACCAGAUUGCCUGGGUCGAAGGCAACGAGCCAGGCUGCGAGAACAUAGGAGUCCUCAUGGCUCACAUCGAUGAGGCCAUCAUGCGCAGUGCGGUCAGUGGGCAGCUGGGGGAUUAUGUCAUCAAUGGCCGCACAAAGGCCAUGGUGGCGUGUUACCCUGGCAACGGAACAGGAUAUGUUCGACAUGUGGACAAUCCUAACGGCGACGGACGCUGCAUAACCUGCAUCUACUAUCUGAACAAGGACUGGGAUGUGAAGGUUCAUGGAGGUUUAUUGCAGAUCUACCCCGAGGGUCGUAAUGUUGUUGCCAACAUCGAGCCUCUUUUUGACCGUCUGCUCAUUUUCUGGUCAGAUCGCCGGAAUCCACAUGAGGUGAAACCAGCUUUUGCCACCCGCUAUGCCAUCACCGUCUGGUACUUCGAUGCAAAAGAGCGGACUGAAGCUAAGGAGAAGUACAGACUGGCUGCAGGACAGAAAGGAGUUAAAGUGCCCGUCACACAGAGCAGCAAGACCUGAAUGUCAGCCAGUCGAGUGAACACUCAAGUGUGUCCUGUUCAUGUGUGUGGUGGCCCGUGCUUCUGCGCGAUUGGACGUUUUCAAGAGGGGACGCAAAAAGCACAACAAUCACGGCUCUUUCUGUGGCCUCAAACAUCCAACAAGUUUGAUUUGAUUGGAUGAACA